This is a messenger RNA of Cornus florida, 3281 nucleotides long. RefSeq lists its product as uncharacterized. The transcript has 15 exons. Gene Ontology annotation, molecular function: protein binding. NCBI's taxonomy places the organism in Eukaryota, Viridiplantae, Streptophyta, Magnoliopsida, Cornales, Cornaceae. The record is from RefSeq and is a predicted model, not a curated record. The coding region runs from base 328 to 3072 and encodes 914 amino acids.
ACUUAAAAAAAAAAAAAAAGCUGUGCACGUAGAAUUUUCCAUGUGUAACCUUCCCCGCAUUUUCAGUUCGGGGCAUCUUCAGUUCCCCUCUCUCUCUGACACACACACAGAAAUGACACUCAUUCGAGUCCCUCAAUUAGCUUCUGCACCGUAAGCCUCUUGCAAAGCACUGAAAACGCCCUCGAACAGUUGGAUGCUGAAGGUUAUUCUGCACUGUUGUGAUGUUAAGAGGCCAAAGAUCUGAAACAAGUUGGCUCUAGCCUGCCGCUUUUGGAAGUUUCUGUGACAGAAGGAAGUUUGUUUUUCAAGUUUGUUAGUCCUAAUAAUAUGAAGCGCAAGCGUAAUGGGAAAUGCAAACCAAAAAGGCACCCAGUAGUGGGCGCAGUUGAGGAAUUUCCAAAUACAGAAGAUCACCCUGGUGCAGAUGAUUUUGAAAAUGCUGAAUAUGACUCCAGAAUGGAGGUUGAAACACCAAAAACUGCCAGGGAUAAGGUUCACCAGCAAGCAGGGUUAGAAAAACUAGCAUUUAAUGUUAGAGCAGAAGAUAACCUGACUGUGGAAGCUGGGAACAUAACAACAAGAUUAUCGAGGGACUUGGGUUCUUCAAAUACAAACCCAAGUAGUAAUGCGGUAUUGGGCCAGCAUGAGAGGACAAACCGGAAAGAACCAAGAUUAGCUCAUCAGGGUCCUCAAUACCAAGAGCAAGAAUUAAAUGCUGCCCUGGUGGUGAUUAAGAAGGUUAUGGAAAUGGAUGCUGCUGAGCCCUUCAAUGUUCCAGUAGAUCCCAUUGCAUUGGGAAUACCUGAUUACUUGGAUAUCAUUGAGACACCUAUGGAUUUUGGUACAAUAUGCAGCAAUCUCAAAAAUGGUGUUAAGUACUUGAAUUCAAAGGAUGUGUUUAAGGAUGUGCAACAUAUUUGGGAGAACUGUCGCAAGUAUAAUCAUAAAGGCCAUUAUGUUUUAGAGCUCAUGAAGCGUGUGAAAAGGAGCUUCCUGAAGUACUGGACAGCAGCUGGGUUGUACAGCAAACAACCAUUGGGUGGUGACGGUUUCAUGGCAAAUUCACAGUUGCCUCCUGCGGAGUCUACCAUUGGGUGCAGCGCACAUGGGCAUGGUUGCCCAGAGGGUCCAAUGACAUACAACCCCAGCCAACAGCAGCAUGAUCCAGAAGUUCUGAGCCAACUACAGCUCUCACGGAGCUACCGGCAGCCAUGUCAGACCCAGCAGAAGCCCUGCCAGUUGCAGACAGGAUCUGUUCAGCCGGAACUUUCCCAGGCACAGACUGCCACAAAUGUGGAUAGUGCAGUUGUUUUCUUUUAUGAAGGGCAUUCAAAUUUACCUUCUCCUAUGGAGUCCCCCAUGAAAGGCUGCACUCGUGUGUAUAGGUGUCGAAUGGGCCAAAACACUGAAAACUUCAGCUCCCAGCAGAAUUUGACGAGCCAGCAAGAUCAGCUUCUGCAAAAACACUGCCAGUGCCAGCAAAACUUUAGCCAGCCGCAGCCUUCCCAGCAACAGUCUGGCAUUAGUAUUUGUAGUGCAGGGUAUUCAUGCUUACCUCCUCCUACAGAAUCUCCCAUGAAGCACAGCACAUGUCGUCAUAGGUGUCCAGUGAGCCCUAUGACUGACAACCUCAGCUACCAGUGCCAGGAUCAGACGGGCCCGAGCCAACUGCAGUUCCAACAUCCCUCACCGAGCUACAGCCAAUCAUGUCAGCCCCAGUAUAAACACUCUCAGUGCCAUCCUAGCCCUGGCCAGCCACAGGUUGGCAUAAAUAUUGGUAGUGCAGAGUCUAGCAUGAGGCGCAGAAUACAUGGAUCUAGGUGCCAAGUGGGUCAUAUCACUGACAAUCCCAGCCACCGGCAAGAGGAUCAGAUUGACACAAGCCAACCACGGUCCCAUCAGCCCUUGGAAAACUACAAUGAACCAUAUCAGCCCCAGCAGAGCUCUAGACAGCUGCGGCCUUCCCCGCAGCAGGCUGGCACAGAUACUGGUAGUGCAGAUUCGAGCAACUUGCAAAAGAAGAGUCGAGGUCGAGGCCCCACACGGUGCCUUGACCUGUGGAACGGAGAUGGUGACCGCAUAUCUGUUACCACCAAUGAGCUAGGGCAGCCAAUUGGUAGCGAGGCACCCAAGCUAACCAGCUUCCUUGGCACCAUAGCACGUAAUGGACACUUUGCACCCCUUACUUAUGUUACUUGGCGGGCAUUACCUGAUAUGAAAAAGGAGAAUAUGUGGUUGCAAGUUCAGUCCAAGUUUGACAUUGACCCAAAAAGUAAAAGUUGGGUCUUGAUGUCCAUCGGCCAAAAAUGGAGGGACUGGAAGGCCAAAUUAAAGGCUAGCCGUUAUAGCUCUCAUAAAACUGAUGAGGAGCGGCUGGCAGACCGUGACGAGAGAGUUCUUCCAGAUCAAUGGCGACUUCUUAUUUUGUUUUGGAACUCUAAAGAGGCUAAGAAGCGCAGCACUACAAACAAGGCUAACCGUGCACGACAGAAGAUUAUUCACACUGCAGGCACGAAGAGCUUUGCACGAGUACGCGAGGAACAGAAGGCAAAGAGGACCGACGGAAAGGAGCCAUCCCGGGCAGAGCUAUUCAUAUUGACCCAUACACGCAAAGAUGGGCGGCCUGUAAAUGAAGCGUCAUCAGUAAUAAUUUCGCAACUCCGUGAGCAAGCAGCUCAACAGCAGGAGCCCUCACAAAACAAUACUGUCCAAAACGACAUAUUCUCUCGAGUAAUGGGUCAAGAUAGACAUGGUCGUGUGCGCACUUAUGGGUUGGGUCCCUCUCCUUCUGAUCUUUGUGGCCCAAAACCUAGCCGCACUGAGGCCCUGAUGAUGGCCUCCGAGGCUAAUGCUGAGGUGCGCGAGAUGAAGGAGAGAAUGAUUACCAUGGAGCAAACAUGUGCACAGAUGGCAGACCAGAUGGCCAAAAUGAUGUCCAUGAUGUCGGCCAUGCAGGGGAAGCACCCCGAUGAACAACAGUCUAAUAAUGUAGGUCCUUCAUCCGUGUCUUUGGGUACUAGACAGGGACGCACAAGGAAAAGAGGAAAGGCACAGAAUUCAAAUAUGGGCUAGGUUGCACGUGAAGAGAGUUGAUGAUCGCGUUGCGCUUUUUGUGUGGAACAGUGGCUUUUGUUAAACAUACUACUGAAACCGUAUUUAAGUAUCUAUCUUAAAUUGUCCUUUUUGCAGAUGGCAUAUGACACUGACAAUUUGCUAUGGCUGGUUGUAAGAAAUAUUUUUGAUGUGUUGAUAUUGUAAGGUAAUUUCUGGUUUUAGACCAA